UUAAUACUUUAGGGAAAUACACCGAAAACGAAAGUUGGAUAAUAGGAAGUAAUAUAGAAGGCUAUGCAAUGAGUCAUCAAAAAGAGUUAGAGAAAAGGAAAUAUAGAAACUGGGUGAGAGGCGGACUGGCGUAUAAAUAUCUUACAGAAGGUAUAAAAGAAUUUGCUGAUGAUGUGGUUCAUGAAGAGCAUAACAGAAUUCUUCAAGUUGCCAACAACAUAUCUGGACGUACUUGUAACCAAUGUUGUAUUAGAAACCUGCGACCAUUGCAUACUUGUAAAAAUGAUCAUGCCGGCAGAAACAAAUGUCCAUGGGGUCAGAACAACUGUAACUGUCUCUUUACCAAAAAGCAGAGAUGUCCUAAUAAAAUAUGUGACGUUAUUUUAGAAGAAAUUCUGAAAAGUCAUGGAUCGACGCCACCUACACCAAACUGGAAAAAUACAGAAAUACAGAAAUGGUGUUCAGCUCCAUGGGAGAUCGCUAAAUGUUUCAUCAAUGCGCCGGGAUAUUCUGACAAGUCUACAGCAGACGAUAUUGACAUUCCAGGGUUACUUCAUGUUUUCAUCAACAAUAGAAGUCACAUGGAACACUUGACAGACAAAAUAGAUAGGAACGGCAUAUUAAAAAAGGUUCUUCAAAGAAGAAAUGACAUAUUCCAUUCACCUACCAUGGAAAUGGAAGACUCCAAGUUGAAUGAAUGCAUAGAUGACAUCAUAACAAUUCUUGAGGAUGAGAAAGAACUGAAAGCAAGACAGGAUGCCCAAAAAGCAGUCUGUAAACUUAAAGAAUUAAAGCAAGAGAGUUUUAUCAUUACUACACACAACGAGGCGGAAGUGUGCAGAGACGCUCUUGCCUCCAUUACCAAGAAGUCAGAGGAACUGAAACAAACGAUCCAAGACGCAAAAGAUGACAUUGAUAAGAAACAAACAGGUGCUACUACAGCCAUAGAUGAUAAAAUGCAAACAGCUCUUCAAAGCGCUUUGGAAGCUUUGGCAAACCAUACCGAUAUCCAAACACUCAAACAAGCGAUAGACGUAUUGAAUAAAAGAGUAAAUGAUCUCGAGUUAGACAACUCUGCUUUCAGACAGGAAAUAAAACAGCGUCUUGUUGAAAUACAGAAUAACAUUGACAAACUGGAAGCUGCAAGAGAUCAAAGUAGGAAAAUGCUGAAGUAUGUGGAGGAAAAACAAGGACUGCAGAAAAAAUUGGUGGAACUGUACCAGAAUCAUUACGUAGGCACAUCAUUUUCACCUCUUGAACUACAAGAAAACAAUAUAGAUAUAAAAGAAGUUUAUGUACCUCCAAAAAUGGUAGUGGAAGAGAAAAUAAACGGAUCAAAUCUGUCAGAAAAGUCACCAAAUAAGCCAAAUAUCAGAACUCUUACUGGAUAUCGAGACAUGCUACAUACAAAUGGUCAAAAACACAAACAAAUCUACAUUGUAGGUGAUGUUGGGACAGGAAAAAGCACCUUUUGUAAAAUGAUGAUUCAAAAUUGGUGCUCGGCAGUAACUGAAGAGAGUCCUACAUCUGCUUACAAUGGCAAGCCUAAAGACCUUAGCAAGACUACAAUUAGUGAAAAAAAUGUCGACCGUAUCGACGACAAGGAUGAACACCCUGGCAGCAGCGAAUAUGCUAACCAUGUCAGUUUCAGCGAUAAUGUUCCCGUCAGUGACAAGUAUGCCGAUCCUGUAAGCGACAAGCCAAUCAGCGACAGGUAUGUUGUCCCUGUCAUUUACAGUAAUGUAGUUCUCGUCAGCGACAAGCAUUCCUACCAUGUUAGCAACAAGUACAACGACCCUGCUAACAAAAAAAGUAAUGUCCAUAUAAGCGACAUGUAUGACGACUCUGUCAGCAAUAAGAAAGGCGACCUUGUAAGCGGCAAGUGUGACGACUCUGUUAGCGAUAAAAAUGGCGACCUUGUAAGCGGCAAGUGUGACGACUCUGAUAGCGGUAAGAAUGGCGACCUCGGAAGUGGCAAGUGUGACGACUCUGUUAGCGAUAAGAAAGGCGACCUUGUAACCGGCAAGUGUGAUUACUCUGUGAGCGAUAAGAAUGGCGACCUUGGAAGCGGCAAGUGUGACGACUCUGUUAGCGAUAAGAAUGGCGACCUUGUAAGCGGCAAGUGUGACGAUUCCGUCAACGAUAAGAAUGAAGACCUUAAAAGCGGUAAGUGUGACGACUCUGUUAGCGAUAGUGACAAGGAUGACAUCACUGUCAGCUACUAUGAUGACCACUCUGUCAACGACUAUGAUGAAGGCUCCGUCACCAGCGAUGAUGACGACUCUGUCACCGACGAUGAUGAUGGCGUUAUGUCAAGUGAAUUUUGGUCUUCACCUAUAAACAAUCAAAAUAUUAACGAAUUGAGAAAUUUUAAUUUUCUUUUCUUUGUGCCUUUACAGAGAAUGUCUGAACUAAGCGAUAUUACUGAAAUGAUAAAAGCUAUUGUCACAGCAGCUGAUCUUGCAUCUCAUGACGUGAUAGACAGUAUACUUGAGCAAGAAUCUGAACGUUGUCUCGUCCUUCUAGAUGCCUUGGAUGAAUGGACUCCCCCAAGAAAAAUAUGUAUUUUACCACAUGUCAGUUAUGGUUUGCCAGGACGAGACAGAGCAAAGCAGUCAACGGUCAUAACACUUUCUCGACCGUCUGCUAGAGGAAUUCUCAGCAUGAAUUCCUCGGAAUAUGACCAAAAAGUAGAAUUAUUAGGAAUUAAAAAAAGAUCUGUUGAAUGUUUCAUUGAAAAGUACUUGUCAAAAUUCAACAAAGAAGGUAUUUUGGGGGAAUUCAUGACGAAAAUACAAACGUCCGAACUAGAACAUCUCGAGAAAACACCCCUGCUGUUGCAACAACUCGUUUGGCUAUACUGCACCGGAAAUAAAAUUGGGGAAUCUGUUUGCGAUGCAUACAGUCACAUUAUCAAUAUCAUGCUUGGCUGGUUACAGAACAAAGAAGAGGAAAAAGACAAUGUAGAAGAUCACGUUUGCCAUACAAGUCAAGAUAACGACAUGGAGUUACCUGGACUUUUACAGACAUUUCCUAGAUGUGAAGCAAACAAACGACUUCUCCUUCCGUUAGCUAGAGUUGCCUUUGAAGCGUUGACUUCAGAAAUUGGGUCAGGCACAUUCAGUCGAUCAUAUCUGCAAAAGAAAGGCGUUUCAAAAGGUUGUACGUCUACACUCAUUAAGUUAGGUAUUCUGGUGGAAGAGAAUUGCUUUGACCCGACAAAAGAGAACACGAGGUUGGAAUUCAUCCACAUAUCGUAUCUUGAGUUUUUCGCCGCUGUACAUGUGUCCAGUCAAUAUAACAAAGAUCAGUGUUUAAAAGAGCAAACGAAUAUUUUCGAAGACCUAUUUCAAAAUUGUAAAUCAGCUACCGACAUACUACAGUUAUCUAACGUUGUUAAAAUGAUAUGUGGAUUAUCUCCAUACUUAAUAUCAGAACUGUCAAAAAUGAUUUCAGAUAUUGUAUCUGAGGAAGAAAGAAUGAGAACACAUAGAAAGUCCGUGCCAGAUUGGUGGGACAGUCCAAACAAAGAACUUAGUCAGAUUCAGCGUCUUAUGUUCGACUGUCUGUGCGAGGGAGAUUCAGAUGAUCAACCAAUGAUCAGUCUGUGUGAUGUUUUCAUAAAGUACAAUACAAAGAAGUCCUUUCUACAAAGGAUAAUACCGGAGAAUGUGUUAUAUCUUCAGGCAUGGGGGAUGAUAGAUGUAGAAGUAUGGAAGUGGAUUGUACGGCUGAAAAGACUUCAGUAUCUGUACAUUUAUAAAAGUACGUUACAGCAUAGUGAAAUGGCAUCGUUAUCCUCAUUUAUACAAGAAGCACCUUUAAGAUGUCUUUCAUUGUUCGAUGUAGAUUGCAUUGAAUUUGGUUGUAAAGGUCAUACGAUUGAUCUUUCUAAACAUGAAAAGCUUCAGAAACUUACAGUGUUUAACCAAGUGAAAAUUUCUAACAUUAAUACUAAACAUCUUGAAAUAUUACAUUUGGGUCCAUCCAAUACAUUAGAUAUCGAUCUUCUGUUAAAUGCCAGCAGUCUGACGGAACUUCACUUUGGACCUUACUUUCCUAGAUUAUUAUACAACAAACAAAUGGAUUCCGUGGUACAUACCUUACAUCAGUUACGGAAACUCAGUUUGAAGAGGUUAUAUAUUGAUACCAAUGCUCUCACUGUUACACCUGAGAUGAGAAACCUUGAACACAUUGAACUAUACGAAGUCAUUAUGAGCCUGGAAAUAUGGCGUACAUUCGUUGAUAGUCUGCUUACUCUUCAACAAUCUCUAUCUGUAUCUAUGGAUGGUUUUGUAUUGGGUAAAAUAUACCACGAUAAAUUUGACUAUCGAGACUUUUCUAGAAGAGACGCUAUGUUAAAACACCGCAAAAACAAACACGGGGAAAUAAUCAACCCUUAUCCUCAACAGCAGCAAGGUUUUGGGGCCUAUCAGCAGCAGAAGCCACAGCAGCAGCAGCAGCAGUCACAGCAGAUGAAAAUACCACCCCACCAGGAUUAUCUGCUACGCCGCUGCUACAAGAAGGUCACGGAAAUACGUCGGACAUGUUUUUUCAACAUCCAUUUACUAUGA
Mercenaria mercenaria is the source of this 4574-nucleotide messenger RNA. RefSeq lists its product as uncharacterized. Bases 69 to 4574 code for a protein of 1501 amino acids. NCBI's taxonomy places the organism in Eukaryota, Metazoa, Mollusca, Bivalvia, Venerida, Veneridae. Gene Ontology annotation, molecular function: RNA helicase activity; RNA binding. The record is from RefSeq and is a predicted model, not a curated record. The transcript has 6 exons.